AGAUACAGGCUCUAAUAGAGAUUCAGGCUCUAAUGGGAAUUUAGGCUCUAAUGAGGAUUCUGGCUUUAAUAGAAAUUUAGGCUCUAAUAGGGAUUUAGGCUCUAAUGAGGAUUCAGGUUCUAAUAAUAGA
Dentiscutata heterogama is the source of this 130-nucleotide messenger RNA. NCBI's taxonomy places the organism in Eukaryota, Fungi, Glomeromycota, Glomeromycetes, Diversisporales, Gigasporaceae. The record is from the annotation of a GenBank genome assembly.